GUUACAUGAUCUCAUCUGUUUAAAAAAAAAUGCUCAAGUGUUGAAUAUUUUGGCGGUAAUUUCGUUUGGUUUUUUGGUGUGUCCCGAAGUGUUUUUGAAUUAAAAUGGUUACGAUGAACUCUUCGGAGAAGGCGGCUCAGAAAGCUUGUCAGCAGGGACCAUCAAGAGAUAAUUCGAAAUAUGUCAAAGAAGAUAAGGAGAAGGAAAAGGACAGAGACAAAAAGGACAAUGUAUCGAGUCUGCCGCCGAGCGUGCAGGCCCUUAUGUCCACUAUACCUUCACCCGAGGAGUCUCCCAACUAUCUCAUCUAUAAAAAGAUGGAGGCAAUAAUUGAGAAGAUGCAGGAUGAGAACACUGGUGUACCGGUCAGAACUGUGAAGAGUUUUAUGACGAAAAUACCCUCGGUGUUCACGGGGUCGGACCUGGUGGCCUGGCUGUCUCGCCAUCUGCAGCUGGAGGAGCCCUGGGAGGCGCAGCACUUGGCACACCUUCUGGCAGCCCACGGCUACCUUUUCCCAAUCGAUGAUCAUUGCCUAACUGUGAAAAAUGAUAACACUUAUUACAGAUUCCAAACACCAUACUUUUGGCCAUCCAACCAAUGGGAACCAGAGAAUACUGAUUAUGCUGUGUAUCUCUGCAAGCGUACAAUGCAGAACAAAGCCCGGCUCGAGCUGGCAGAUUACGAGGCGGAAUCCUUGGCACGUCUCCAGAAGAUGUUCAGCAGGAAGUGGGAGUUCAUAUUCAUGCAAGCAGAGGCUCAGAGCAAGGUGGAUAAGAAACGAGACAAACUGGAGCGGAAAGUACUGGACAGUCAAGAGAGGGCGUUCUGGGACGUACACCGGCCUAUGCCGGGAUGUGUGAACACCACAGAGCUGGACCCUCGGAAGCUGUCCCGCAUCAACGCACUGAAGGCGAAGAGGCUGCGCCAGUGUCAAGAGCUGAUCCUGCAACAUAAUCUGAAGAACAAUCCGAUUGUUACAAUUACAAAUCCACAAGAGAGCGAAGAAGAAAUACAAAAGAAGAAUACGGAAAGUCUUGUGAAGGAGAACGGUGAAAGCUCGCAGCCAGAGAUAACCGUGAUCGCACCUGCGGGCAAAGACAAUCGCGGGGGCAGUAUUCAGCAGCAGAUCGACGCCGCGCGUCGCCAGUUGACCAUGCUACGAGCGCGGCUCGAGAGACGCAACGUGCGUGUCAGCAAGGUUGCCGAUAUGUUUAUAGCGUACUGCGAGCAGUAUGCAGAAUACGACGCGUUUCUUACGCCCCCAGAGUGGCCGAACCCCUGGAUAAGUGAUACCACUGAGCUAUGGGAACAGGAGAAGCAUAGCAAGGAGCCGCUGCCGCUGCGUCGUGUGCGGCGCUGGGCAUUCGGUCUGCGGGAGCUGCUGCAGGACGGCGCCGGCCGGGAACACUUCGCCAAGUUCCUCUCCAAGGAGUUCUCCGGGGAGAACCUCAAAUUCUGGCUAGCUGUGCAGGAAUUGAAGGCGCUACCCAUCCGCCGCGUGGCGUCCCGCGCUAAGGAGAUAUGGAAGGAGUUCCUCGCUUCCGACGCGCCAUCUCCAGUCAAUAUAGAUGCUGCCAGCAGGGAGCUGACGCGCAUCAAAGUGGAAUCUGGGGCAGCUGAUAGAUACUGCUUCGAUCAGGCGCAGGCGCACGUGUACCACCUAAUGAAAUCAGAUAGCUACUCGAGAUAUCUACGGUCGGAAAUGUAUAAAGACUAUCUGAACGGGGCUAAGAAAAAGACCUCAGUCAAGGGGAUACGGUCCAUCGUCUCGUUCACCGGCCGGAAAGAGACAUCAACUAACUAGCCGACGUUACAAAAGAGUAUUGUGUUAUAACAGUGAACAAGGCAAGGCGUAUGCUAAGGUCAGAUUUUUGCUAUAUCUGAAAAUCCAGAGUUCAGCAUUUCUAUAGAAGAUUUUAAAUGCAUAUAUAUUUAAUUUACCAAUGAUUUUCAACUGUAUAUAAGUUGCAAAUGUUAAAAAAAUGUAUACAAAUAGACUGUAAAAACUCGUCUGUGUGUGUACCUCAGUCUCACCUAUUUUGGCCAAGCAGCUUGCUUUGUAAGCUGUUUCGGCUAUAGUGCAGAUUAGGAAGUGAAAUUACAGGAUAAGAGGCGUAACAUGUUAGUACUCUGGAAUGACAACGCGUGAGUGGUAUCACGGGUGUCACGUGAUAACGUGAUGUCCGUAGUAUUGUUCAUGUAUGCGACGGUUACCACUUACCAUCGGGCGGGCCGUCAGCUUGUUUACCAUUACAAUUAUAU
Achroia grisella is the source of this 2263-nucleotide messenger RNA. It is a transcript of the gene RSG7, whose product is annotated as regulator of G-protein signaling 7. Gene Ontology annotation, biological process: G protein-coupled receptor signaling pathway; intracellular signal transduction; regulation of G protein-coupled receptor signaling pathway. NCBI's taxonomy places the organism in Eukaryota, Metazoa, Arthropoda, Insecta, Lepidoptera, Pyralidae. The record is from RefSeq and is a predicted model, not a curated record. The coding region runs from base 105 to 1805 and encodes 566 amino acids. The transcript is spliced from 16 exons.